AUGAGUGGUUUGACUGAUUUAACAUUAGAAGAUGAGCCAACUCAUGUUUAUGAAGAAUAUGCAGGAUAUCUAACAACCAAUUCGGAAACUUUUUCAUCUAUUUUGCCAUUACCACCGAAUAAUUCAUCAACCAUCAGCCAAAAAAAAAAAAUUGUUAAGAAAGAAGGCGUCUCGAGAGGUUCGAUAGAUGUUACAGAAAGUUUUAACUCUGGAGUAGAAGUUGUUCAAAAUUUUUCAUCGAUUGGCACUAGUUUAGAUACAGCCAAACAAGCACUUGAUGUAGUCAGUGCAGUCAGUGAAGCUGUUAAACCAUUUAUUCCACUAAUAAGCAUUGUAGCUAUUUUGGCAGAAGAGAUAGUUCAAGUUUAUGAGAAUGCACAGUAUAAUAAAAAAAUUUGCAAUGUUUUUAUUGAUCGUGUAGAAGCUGCUCAAUUAUCAGUUAAAGCUUUACAACGAAGAAAAGAAGAUAAUGUAAAGGCAUUUCAAGAUGAGAUAUAUUAUAAAAAUUUUGUGCGUUUUACUGAGGUUUUGAGAAAAGUAAAGGAUUUUCUUGAAAGUAUAUCUCAACUUCAUGGGUAUAAAAAAUAUCUUCAUGCAAAUAAUGUUAAAGAAAAAUUUAAAUCACUUACCAAGGAAUUUGAUGGUGUUAUGAAAGAUUUACAUUUCACACUAACCGUGUCUGCUCAGAGUCAAAGUGAAAUUGAUCAAAAAAGUUUAAAGGAAGAUCUCGAAGAGAUGACUGAGUUCUUGGAUAAGAUUCAUGGUGGCAUUGUUGAUAACAAUCAUCAAAUUAAUACAGUACUUGAAGAAGUUUUGAUUAUAAAAGGUGAGAAAGACAACAUGGCUGAUGGAGAUAUCUCUCAUGAAGGGCU
Messenger RNA from Entrophospora candida, 872 nucleotides. NCBI's taxonomy places the organism in Eukaryota, Fungi, Glomeromycota, Glomeromycetes, Entrophosporales, Entrophosporaceae. The record is from the annotation of a GenBank genome assembly.